GUGCUCCUCCAGGCAGAGAUCGGCGGAGAGGUGCGCUGCCUAAUGGAGCUCAUCUCGUCGGCGCCCGACGGCUUCCAGGAGCUGGACUGCCUGCGCCCGCUGAGGUGCGCGCUGCUGGAGGGCGAGGACUGGCGGCAGGCCUGCCAGAGGCUCCUGCAGGAGCUGUUCGCGCUGGAGCCCGCGUGGCAGGGCAGACAGUUGCGACUCGAAGAGGUGAUCAGGACAAGGCAAGUGCCUGUGCAGCAGGGUCCCAGGGGCCUCGCGACCACUCUGGCACUCAGCAACAUCUUUGUGCUGAGCCUGGAGCCACUGCCCUCCUGA
Prorocentrum cordatum is the source of this 321-nucleotide messenger RNA. NCBI's taxonomy places the organism in Eukaryota, Dinophyceae, Prorocentrales, Prorocentraceae. The record is from the annotation of a GenBank genome assembly.